Messenger RNA from Phacochoerus africanus (Common warthog), 4708 nucleotides. RefSeq names its product capping protein regulator and myosin 1 linker 3 (gene CARMIL3). The record is from RefSeq and is a predicted model, not a curated record. Gene Ontology annotation, biological process: cell migration; regulation of Arp2/3 complex-mediated actin nucleation. The transcript is spliced from 39 exons. Bases 146 to 4387 code for a protein of 1413 amino acids. NCBI's taxonomy places the organism in Eukaryota, Metazoa, Chordata, Mammalia, Artiodactyla, Suidae. Gene Ontology annotation, molecular function: protein binding. Gene Ontology annotation, cellular component: lamellipodium; plasma membrane.
CCCCUGACAGGAGCGGGCUCCGCGGCUGCUGCAGCGCUCAGCUCCGGGGCCCUGCCGGAGCCGGGUCUAGCAUGUGCCGCGGCUCCCCGGCGGCGGCAGCGGCGGCAGCGGCUCCUCUGAAGCAACACCGGCAGCAACGGCCGCCAUGGCCAAGUCCAGCGCGGAGCUCACCCGCGAGCUGCAAGACAGCAUCCGAAGAUGCCUGAGCCAAGGGGCUGUGCUCCAACAACACCGUGUGAAGCUGGAGACGAAGCCCAAGAAGUUCGAGGACCGAGUGCUGGCCCUGACCUCCUGGCGCCUCCACAUCUUCCCCCUUAAAGUCCCAGCCAAGGUGGAGAGCUCCUUCAAUGUCCUGGAGAUCCGCGCCUUCAACACGCUCAGUCAGAACCAGAUCCUAGUGGAGACGGAGCGUGGCAUGGUGAGCCUACGGCUGCCAUCAGCUGAGAGUGUGGACCAGGUGACCCGACAUGUGAGCUCUGCCCUCUCCAAGGUCUGCCCUGGCCCUGGGAGUCUAAUCCGGCGUGGAAAUGCGGACACCCCAGAAGGGCCCCGAGACACAUCCCCCAACUCUGAGACUUCCACAUCCACCACGCACAGUGUCUGUGGUGGCUUCUCCGAGACCUACGCUGCCCUGUGUGACUACAACGGGCUGCACUGCCGUGAGGAGGUGCAAUGGGACGUGGACACCAUCUAUCAUGCCGAGGAUAACCGGGAAUUCAAUCUUUUGGAUUUCAGCCACUUGGAGAGCCGAGACUUGGCCCUAAUGGUGGCAGCCCUGGCCUACAACCAAUGGUUCACCAAACUCUACUGCAAGGACCUGCGGCUGGGCUCUGAAGUGCUCGAACAGGUGCUACACACCCUCAGCAAGUCGGGGAGCCUGGAAGAGCUGGUGCUGGACAACGCUGGGCUUAAGACGGACUUUGUCCAGAAGCUGGCCGGGGUGUUUGGGGAGAACGGGAGCUGUGUGCUGCAUGCCCUCACUCUGUCCCACAACCCCAUCGAGGACAAGGGUUUCCUCAGUCUGAGCCAGCAGCUCCUCUGCUUUCCCACUGGCCUCACCAAGCUGUGCCUGGCCAAGACUGCCAUUUCCCCUCGAGGGCUCCAGGCGCUGGGCCAGACCUUCGGGGCCAAUCCGGCCUUUGCCAGCUCCCUUCGAUACCUGGACCUGAGCAAGAACCCUGGGCUGCUCGCCACAGACGAGGCCAAUGCCCUCUACAGUUUCCUGGCCCAGCCCAACGCCCUGGUACACCUGGACCUGGCGGGGACUGACUGUGCCAUUGACUCGCUUCUGGGUGCCCUGCUCCAUGGCUGCUGCUCCCACCUCACCUACCUCAACCUGGCGCGCAACAGCUGCUCCCACAGGAAGGGCCGGGAAGCCCCAGCGGCCUUCAAGCAGUUCUUCAGCAGCGCCUACACUCUGAGCCACGUCAACCUGUCGGCCACAAGGCUACCCCUGGAGGCCCUCAGGGCGCUGCUCCAGGGCCUCUCCCUCAACAGUCACCUCAGCGAUCUGCAUCUGGACCUCAGCAGCUGCGAGCUGCGCUCAGCUGGAGCCCAGGCUUUGCAGGAGCAGCUGGGGGCUGUCACCUGUGUGGGCAGCCUAGAUCUGUCAGACAAUGGGUUUGACUCGGACCUCCUGACGCUGGUGCCUGCACUUGGCAAGAACAAGUCUCUCAAGCACCUGUUCCUGGGCAAGAACUUCAACGUCAAAGCCAAGACCCUGGAGGAGAUCCUCCACAAGCUGGUGCAGCUGAUCCAGGAAGAGGACUGCUCCCUGCAGUCACUGUCCGUGGCAGACUCCCGGCUGAAGCUUCGCACCAGCAUCCUCAUCAACGCCCUGGGCAGCAACACCUGCCUGGCUAAGGUGGAUCUGAGCGGCAAUGGCAUGGAGGACAUCGGGGCCAAGAUGCUGUCUAAGGCCCUGCAGAUAAACUCCUCCCUCAGGACUAUCCUGUGGGAUCGGAACAAUACAUCUGCCCUGGGCUUUCUGGACAUUGCAAGGGCCCUAGAGAGCAACCACACGCUGCGCUUCAUGUCCUUCCCUGUGAGCGACAUCUCCCAAGCCUACCGCAGCGCCCCCGAGCGCACCGAGGACGUCUGGCAGAAGAUCCAGUGGUGCUUGGUGAGGAAUAACCAUUCCCAGACGUGUCCCCAGGAACAGGCCUUCAGGCUGCAGCAGGGCCUGGUGACCAGCAGCGCCGAGCAAAUGCUGCAGAGGCUGUGCGGACGGGUGCAAGAGGAGGUUCGGGCCCUGAGGCUGUGCCCCCUGGAGCCUGUGCAGGAUGAGCUGCUCUACGCCCGGGACCUCAUCAAGGAUGCCAAGAACUCCCGGGCGCUGUUUCCCAGCCUCUAUGAGCUGGGCCACAUGCUGGCCAAUGACGGGCCUGUGCGGCAGAGGCUGGAGUCAGUAGCCAGUGAGGUAUCCAAGGCUGUGGACAAGGAGCUGCAGGUGAUCCUGGAGUCCAUGGUCAGCCUAACGCAGGAGCUAUGCCCCGUGGCCAUGCGGGUGGCCGAAGGGCACAACAAGAUGCUGAGCAAUGUGGCCGAGCGUGUCACUGUGCCCCGGAACUUCAUCCGAGGGGCGCUGCUGGAGCAGGCGGGCCAGGACAUUCAGAACAAGCUGGAUGAAGUGAAGCUCUCAGUCGUCACCUACCUGACCAACUCCAUAGUGGACGAGAUCCUGCAGGAGCUAUACCACUCCCACAAGAGCCUGGCCCGACACUUGGCCCAGCUGAGGACACUGUCAGAUCCACCAGGGGGGAUGGGCCAAGGACAGGAUCUGUCCUCCCGGGGUCGAGGCCGGAACCAUGACCUUGAGGAGACCACGGAUGAUGAACUUGGGACCAACAUCGACACCAUGGCCAUCAAGAAGCAGAAACGCUGCCGCAAGAUCCGGCCAGUGUCUGCCUUCAUUAGUGAGUCUUCCAGCCUCCAAGCUCAUGGCCCUGUUUCCCUUUCUUUGUUCUCCGUCUCACCUGCCUGCUUUCUCCCCAGACCUCCUGCCAGUCCCUCUAACACUGCUGUCCCCACAGGUGGGAGCCCUCAGGACAUGGAAAGCCAGCUGGGGAGCCUGGGGAUCCCCCCUGGCUGGUUCUCAGGACUCGGGAGCAGCCAGCCCACAGCUAGUGGCUCCUGGGAAGGCCUUUCUGAGCUGCCCACUCAUGGCUAUAAACUAAGGCAUCAAACACAAGGGAGGCCCCGGCCCCCCAGGACCACCCCUCCGGGACCUGGACGGCCUAGCCAGGUGCCAGUACCUGGGUCUCGUCAGGAGAACGGGAUGGCCACCCGCCUGGAUGAGGGGCUGGAGGACUUCUUCAGCCGAAGGGUCAUGGAUGAAAGCUCCAGCUACCCCCGGACUCUGAGGACCCUGCGGCCAGGCCUCUCGGAGCCGCCACUGCCUCCACUCCAGAAGAAGAGGCGCCGGGGCCUGUUUCACUUUCGCCGGCCCCGGAGCUUCAAGGGGGACAGGGGGCCAGGGUCCCCCACCACUGGGCUCCUCCUGCCUCCUCCCCCACCCCCACCUCCCACUCAGGAGAGCCCCCCCAGCCCAGAUCCCCCGAGCCUUGGCAAUAACUCCUCCCCCUGCUGGAGCCCAGAGGAGGACAGCAGCCUUGUCCCCACAUUUGGCGGGGGCCAGGGGCCUUCCUUCCGCAGGAAGAUGGGCACUGAGGGGGCAGAGCCUGGGGAGGGGGGCCAGGCCCCUGCAACAGCACAGCAGCCAAGGGUCCAUGGUGUCGCCCUUCCUGGGUUGGGAAGAGCCAAAGGUUGGAGCUUCGACGGGAAACGAGAGGGCACAGGCCCAGACCUGGAGGGCAGCGUCCAGGCUUGGCAGAAACGGCGCUCUUCGGACGAUGCAGGGCCUGGAGCCUGGAAGCCCCCCCCACCGCCCCAAAGCACCAAGCCAAGCUUCAGUGCUAUGCGCCGCGCGGAGGCCACGUGGCACAUAGCUGAGGAGAGUGCCCCCAACCCCAGCUGCAAGAGCCCCAGCCCAGCCUCUCAAGAUGGGGAGGAAGAGAGAGAGGGAGCCCUAUUCGCUGAGAGGCCGGCUCCUGCUAGGAACACUAAGCUGCAGGACCCCCCUCUAGCUCCACGACCCCCCAAGCCAGUGGCUGUGCCCAGGGGCCGCUGUCCCCCCCAGGAGCCAGGGAGCAGGGAGGAGGCUGAGGCUGGGGGUGUGGCCCCAGGAAUGAACAAACCCCGGCUGAGGCUUGGCUCACAGCAGGACCAAGAGGAGCCCGAGGUCCAAGGGCCCCCAGAUCCAGGCCGCCGGACCGCCCCCCUGAAGCCCAAGAGGACACGGCGGGCACAGUCCUGUGACAAGCUGGAGCCUGAUAGAAGACGGCCCCCUGACUCCACAGCAGGAACCAGUGAACCAGGAACCGACUGACAGCAGCUGCUGCACCCUCCCCUGCCCUCCUCUUGACAUGUGCCUCACAAGGACUCAGACCACCCCCCCACCCGCCCCCACACCUCCAGGCCCCUCUGCCAGCCCCUGUCCCACAGGCUCAGGAUGGCAGGAUGAGGCGUGGGGGGCAGGGGUGAGGGACAGGAAGGGAGGAAGCGACCUGGAGAGAGGGAAGCUCCCAAUGCCUUGCUUGCUCUGCAGAGCUUAGGGGUGGGGGCCCUCUCCUCCCCUGGGAGGGCAGAGCUGUCCCUCUAUCCCCAGGGGCUCUCUCUCCACUUGUAUAGAAUAAAAAACCAAAAUCAC